Monopterus albus (swamp eel) is the source of this 1701-nucleotide messenger RNA. RefSeq names its product phosphatidylethanolamine binding protein 4 (gene pebp4). Lineage: Eukaryota; Metazoa; Chordata; Actinopteri; Synbranchiformes; Synbranchidae. The coding region runs from base 194 to 757 and encodes 187 amino acids. The transcript is spliced from 7 exons. The record is from RefSeq and is a predicted model, not a curated record.
CUGAUUGGCAGCAGGUGAAAGAGAGUAUAGCAGAGCAAGGGCAGAGAUGUAACCACACCAAAAGUACCAUAACAAUUCAGUUUUGAAACUGAAAAGAAAAUAGAAGCAGGGCUGAAAUGAUAGUCAAAUAAUCUACAAGUUAGAAAUGAUGAUAAUUACUUAAUCAUUUUAAGCUCUACUGGCGUCAUUCCUGAUGUUACUUGCCUGCAUUUUGGGGCUUUUCCACAUGGAAGCAACAGCAGACACCCUGAGCACUCUGGAUUCUUCUUUCUGUCAUGGUGGGCUUGAAGUGAUCUAUCCAGAGAUGGACAUCGAUGAAUGCCUUAUAAUUCCAAAGAACCUCAGAGAGAAAAUCAGCAAAAUUUGGAUCGCCCCGCAGAUUUACUUCUCUAGAGCAGACAAGAAGAAAAUGUAUGUUCUGGUGAUGGUUGAUCCUGAUGCUCCGAGUCGCACCAAGCCAACAUCUGCCAGCUGGAGGCACUGGCUGGUCAAGGACAUACAGGGUGAUGCACUCAAGAAAGGGCAGAUGCAAGGGACAACCCUCACUGACUAUCGUCCACCGACUCCGCCACAGAAGUCAGGUUUACACCGCUACCAGUUCAUGUUGUUUGAACAGCUUCCAGAUGUGUCAGUGUCACUCACUGAGCAGGAGCAGUCAUCUCGCGGUAAAUGGGAUAUUCAGGCCUUCAUCAAACGAUUUGACCUGGGAGAUCCUGUUGCCACUCUACAGUUUCUUACCCAGAACUACAAAGACUGAAGGAUGCUCUAAUGCCUGAACAGUGCAGAAGAAGAAUUCAUCUGUUCAGUAAUAAAUAAAUAAAUAAAUCAUGUUUCUCCGCUUUCCCUGACUUAAACAGCAUUAAUUCUUCAAAGCUUGCGGGUCAACCCUCUUUGCCUCUAUCUUAUCAGUGAGUUAGAAAGAGAUUUACUUUUUGUGUUUAACCAGCUGCUAGGUUUUGAUGUUGCUCUGUAUCUUCGUCAUGCGGUCUGGAACAAAGGAUUUGGGAGAGAUUUUGACCUCACUGGGGAUUUCUUAUUAGUUUCCGAAUGCUGUCGACAAGAAAGGGAAGAAGGCCUGAUAUCACAACUCAGUGUGGAAAGAGUUGAUUCUAAUUCAGGGGCGGAAACACGUCAGGGCCAAAAAAAGGAAGUGGGAGGUGAAACCAAGACCGCAGCACAGCCGGAUGCUGCAGUGGAACCAAAAUACUCUACAGAGUGACAGGACAAGGGGGAGGGGCUGGAGGGCCUGUUGUGUGUUGGUGAAGGGAACUUACUGUUUGUGAAAUAGUUUAUCAUAUUUCCACUGACCACUCUCACCCCUGUUGGAAACACUGAGCUACUUUCAGGUCCUUAAUAGAUUUUUCUGACAUAAAAACUACUCUGUCUAAAUGUAGAAGUGUCCUUGAAUGCAACUCUGGGGUGAUGAACCUGUUUUGAACUUUAGAUAGUUGACUGAGAGACCCACCUGACAGGUCUGCAGAGGAUGGUGUGGAUAAACUUUUCAACCUUUUAUGAGGAGAUGCUUUUCAGACUUCAUGGGUGUUUGUAGAGGGUGAGCUAGACUACCCUCCAUGAGGAAUAUUGGUUUCUAACUAGCAGCUCUCCUCUGGGGUGGGUUUGUAUCAAUACCCCUGAUGUCUGAAAAGGGCUGGAUUUACAUGAGGGACUUUGAUGUUCUGAUGAUCAAUCUUUAGUUGGUGG